CACUACUGCGCGACGCUGGUAGCCCCGCCAAAGCACCCGCUGGACCCUGUGCGUCCGGCUCAGCUCCUCCUGCUAACUACCUAGCCCAUCCCGCUCCAAUUCCCGGGCUUACUCGCCCCCUGCUGCCUUUCGCGCGCAUUCACUCCCUCCUCCGCCCGCACCUAUUCCUGGCCCCCGCGCCCGCUCUACAUACUCGUGCCUGGUCUCCCUCCCCGUUCUUGACUCGCUCGCCGUCAUCACCGCCUGCUGCUGGCAGCCUCUCGCAUACAAUCCCUCACCCCUCCUUGGUGCGACCUGAGCGCGCAUCGCCAAUAUGGUCCACCUGUCCUCCCGUCUAUCCCUCCCCAACCGCCUCAAGGGCAGUAGCACCUCGCUCAACAAGGACGCCAAGGACUCUGGCGAGCCGCUGUCGCUCAGUCGCAGCACCAGCCCCAAGCUCGCCUUGGGCGACAAUCGCCAGGCCAAUCUGGUCCUGAGAACCACUGUCCUCAAGGGCCGGGAUCUCGCCGCCAAGGACAGGGGCGGCACCAGCGACCCCUACAUUGUCCUCUCGCUCGCAGACGCUCGGGAGGCCACCUCGUCGGUCCCCAAGACGCUCAACCCGGAAUGGAACCAGACCUUCGACCUGCCCAUCGUGGGCAUCGAGAGCCUCCUGCUCGAAGUGGUGUGCUGGGAUAAGGACAAGUUUAGCAGCGACUACAUGGGCGAGUUCGACGUGGCACUCGAGGAUCUCUUCCAGAAUGGCAGCGUUACUUCCGAGCCACGGUGGUUCGCACUCGAAACACGCAAGAAAGGCAAGAAGAAAAGCAUUGUUUCCGGCGAGGUCCUGCUGCAAUUCUCCAUAAUCGACCCGAUCCACACCUCUGCGACGCCGGACCAGCUGUGGCAGAAGUUCUUGGGUGUUGCGGCCACCGCAACCACUCCUGGCUUGGAAGACGAAGAGCUCGAGCGUUUGGAGAGCGGAGACCUUGAGAGCGAAACCGAAGAGGAGGAUGCGUCGGACGAGAUCGAUGACACUAAAAAGGCUGAAAAGAAGGAAAAGAAGCGCAAGAAGCUGCGCCUUGCCAAGCUGAAAAAGAAGGUCAAGGAGAGGGCGUACGAAUUCAAUGGAAACUCUGACGUCGCCGGCGUUCUGUUCCUUGAGAUCCAGAAGAUUACGGACCUGCCUCCCGAGAAGAACAUGACGAGGACCGGAUUCGACAUGGAUCCUUUCGUGGUCAUAUCCCUGGGCAAGAAGACCUACCGCACGAAGGCCAUACGUCACAACCUCAAUCCCGUCUAUGACGAAAAGCUUGUUUUCCAGGUCAUGAAGCACGAAACGCAUUAUUCCCUCAACUUCGCCGUCAUCGACAAGGACAAGCUAUCCAACCACGAUUUCGUCGGAACGGGCGACUUUCCUCUGCAGAAAUGCGUGUCCGUCGCCCCCGAAGCGGAUCCUUACAAUGGUUUGUACAAGCUUCCAGAGCCGCGGCUCGAGAGCAACGAGCAGCAGCAGCCUGCGCAGCAGGAAGCCAAGAGGUCCCGUUUCAGAAUGCCGCUCUCGCGGUCAGCGUCGUCGACUAGUCUGUCCAAGAGCAAGCCGAGCUUGAAGAAGGAGAGCUCAAAUGCCUCGCUGUCGCAACAAUAUGUGCCCCCGCCAGCACCGGAGCCACCAUUGUCGCCCACCAGCAUAUACUCUCAGGGGCCUCCCACGAGCGCACCUAUCAACGUGCCUAGGAGCGAUGGCUCGUCCCAGCCCGUCCCUGCGAUCAGUGUAGAAGGAUCCAGUGGAGAAGAUGACGGGUUCAAGGAUUUUGAAAUAGCGCUGGACCUCAAGAAUGAGCGCUGGGAAGAGAAGCAUAACCCUGUUCUCUACAUCAAGGCCAAGUAUAUGCCGUACCGGGCGCUGCGACAGCAAUUCUGGCGCGCAAUGCUCAAGCAGUAUGACGCAGACGACAGUGGCUUUAUUGAUAAGAUUGAGCUAGUUACGAUGUUGGAUACAUUGGGCUCGACGCUUCAUGACGAGACGAUUGACUCCUUUUUCGAUCGGUUUGCGGAUCAGAACAACGGCGAGGGCUACUUGACAUUCGACCAAGCCGUCAUCUGCCUCGAGAAACAAAUCGAGCAAACACAAUGGCGCCAAGGAAGUUCUUUGUCGAUGAGGGGCAUGCCAGGCUCCUUCCCAGGCUCAUAUACCCCAAAUAUGGGUCGCACACCAAGCUCAUCAUCUCCAUCAUUGGCUUCCGCCUCUGGCACACCUAUCAACAGUCAAUCUCAGACCUCAGUGAUCCCUGCUCUGGAACAAGAUUAUCUAGGCGAGGGCGGCGAAGAAGGCGAUUACUUGGGAAGAGACGACCUGGCUGACGAGAGGGAUGAGGAGCACGUCGUAGAGAUCCGCGAGUGCCCCAUCUGUCACCAGCCGCGUCUGAACAAGAAGUCGGAUGCCGACAUCAUUACGCAUGUUGCUACUUGCGCCAGCCAGGACUGGAGGCAGGUCAAUAACAUCGUCAUGGCUGGCUUUGUGACUUCCAGCCAGGCGCAGAGGAAGUGGUACUCUAAGGUCAUCACCAAGGUCGGAUACGGUGGCUACAAGCUUGGCGCCAACUCCGCGAACAUUCUGGUGCAGGACCGUAUCACUGGCCAGAUCAACGAGGAACGCAUGAGCGUGUACGUGAGAUUGGGCAUUCGCUUGCUGUACAAGGGCCUCAAGAGGGGCGAGAUGGAGAGCAAGAAAGCCCGUAAGCUGCUCAAGUCUUUGAGUAUAAAGCAAGGAAAGAAAUACGACGAUCCUGCCUCUGCCGUUGAGAUCGCCGGUUUCAUCAACUUCCAUCAGCUCGACAUGUCCGAGGUGCUUCUCCCCAUCGAGCAAUUCAAAAACUUCAACGAAUUCUUUUACCGCGCGCUCAAGCCAGGCGCGCGUCCUUGCUCGGCACCAGAGGACCCUCGCAUCAUCACUUCGCCCGCCGACUGCCGUAGUGUGGUCUUCAACAACAUCUCGCACGCGCAGGAGGUCUGGGUCAAGGGCCGCGCCUUCACCAUCGAGCGCCUGCUGGGUAAGGCGUACCCAGAGGACGUCAAGCGGUUCGAAGGUGGCGCACUAGGCAUCUUCCGUCUCGCACCGCAGGACUACCAUCGCUUCCAUAUCCCUGUCGAUGGUGUAAUGGGCGAGCCUAAGACCAUCGAGGGCGAGUACUACACCGUGAACCCUAUGGCCAUCCGCUCAGCGCUAGACGUGUACGGCGAGAACGUCCGUGUUCUGUGUCCCAUUGACAGUGUCGCCCACGGCAGGGUCAUGGUUGUAUGUGUCGGUGCAAUGAUGGUCGGUAGCACUGUCAUCACGCGUGAGGCGGGUGAGCAGGUUACCAGGGCUGAGGAGUUGGGUUACUUCAAGUUCGGUGGCAGUACUAUUCUGCUGCUUUUUGAGCCGGGUGUCAUGCGGUUCGAUGAUGAUCUCGUUGACAACUCGAACACGGCAUUGGAGACCUUGGUACGCGUUGGCAUGUCCAUCGGUCACAGCCCCAACCGGCCCCCGCACACGCCAGAUAUGCGCAAGGAGAACCCGUCGAACGAGGAGAAGCAGGACGCCAAGCGUCGUAUCGAAGGCAGUCUGGCGCCGGAAACGGGUGCUGGCCCUAUGACUGCAAACAUGCAGUAGACUUCCGUAGCACUUGUGAUAAUGACGGUGUCCGGCUGGGUUACGACGGGUUGGGAGUGGUUAUAGCGUUGUAGCGUGGCGGGAUCUUGUUGGCUUCUCUGGCUCCUCUUUUUCUUCUUGAAUGAAAUGCAAGCGGAUUGAUUCUAGAUGAGUGGAUGGUAGAUGGAUGAUG
This is a messenger RNA of Aplosporella prunicola CBS 121167, 3806 nucleotides long. RefSeq lists its product as uncharacterized. Lineage: Eukaryota; Fungi; Ascomycota; Dothideomycetes; Botryosphaeriales; Aplosporellaceae. Gene Ontology annotation, molecular function: phosphatidylserine decarboxylase activity; calcium ion binding. The record is from RefSeq and is a predicted model, not a curated record. The transcript is spliced from 6 exons. Gene Ontology annotation, biological process: phospholipid biosynthetic process. Bases 314 to 3634 code for a protein of 1106 amino acids.